AUGAACUUCCUUCUCAGUAACGAAGAGAACGAGGCCAUCGCCGCGGUCGAGGCGAUCAACGCAAUCAACAAUACCAACACCAUUCGGUCCGGCCAUUCGACAUGCCUGCGCUUCAAUCGAUCAGGCGACCUUCUGGCCUCCGGUAGGGUGGACGGCACAGUAGUCAUCUGGGAUAUCGAGACGAUGGGUGUAGCGAGGAAGAUGCGCGGCCACCACAGAAGCAUCACUUCUCUAAGUUGGUCAAGGUGCGGCCGCUACCUACUGUCGGCGUGCCAAGGAUGGAAAGCUGUGUUGUGGGAUUUGAAAGAUGGCAAACGGUAUCGUGAGGUCCGUUUCCGGGCUCCGGCAUACAUCGCGGAGCUCAAUCCCUUCAAUCAUCACCAGUUUGUGGCCUCGAUAUUCGAAGAGCAACCGAUACUCGUCGAUGUGUCAGACGUAACUGAUAUCAAAUAUCCUCUCAGCUCGGCACCGAAACGCCCCGACAUUGACGGAGAACCUACCGAGAAACAGUUGAAAGACGACGCGAAACAGAUGACCACCGUCACGAUUUUUACAUCUACGGGAGAGCAUAUACUGGCAGGAACCAACAAGGGAUGGAUCAAUGUCAUUGACGCGAAGACAAGGAAGACUAUAUACUCAGAAAAGCCCUGUAGCGGUGUGAUCACGACAUUGCGCCUGAACAACUCUGGAAGGGUCCUCCUGAUCAACGCCCAAGACCGUAUUGUCAGAACGUUCCAUAUCCCAAACCUCGCGGCUGAAGACCUCGAUCUGGACACGAUACAUUUCACGGAGGAACACAAAUUUUCAGACCAAGUCAACAGGCUGUCGUGGAACCACGUCACAUUCAGUUCAGCCUCCGAGUACGUCGCGGCGUCAACAUAUAACAACCACGAAAUAUAUGUCUGGGAUAGGGGAAUGGGUAGCACAGGCCUGAUCAGAAUACUAGAUGGCCCCAAGGAAGAACAGGGAGUAGUCGAAUGGCACCCGGAUCGACCCUUCAUCGCAACGUGCGGUCUUGAGACGGGAAGGAUAUACAUUUGGUCUGUCAUACCCGAGCAGAAGUGGUCCAGGCUUGCGCCCGACUUUGCCCAGGUCGAGGAGAACCAGGAAUACGAGGAACUGGAGGACGAAUUUGACAUAUACGGUCAGGAGGAGCUGCAGAAGAGGCGUUUGGACGCGGAGGACGAGGAAGUGGACGUCGUUACUUCGAUCGUCGUCAACGGGCACAUCAGCGACGCUGGAGCUUUCCGCAUGCCGAUACUCUUCGACCUCGGAGAAAGCGACAGCGAGGAAGAGUUCGUGGCGGUAUCUACCGGAACCAUGCGGAGAAGGAGUCCGGGUGCGGAUGGCGAGAUACCAGACAGCGAAGUCGUAGAAGACAAGAUGACCUCUCGAAAGGGAAGGAUUGGUGGAAGAGGUCGGAGAAGAUGA
This is a messenger RNA of Colletotrichum orchidophilum, 1431 nucleotides long. RefSeq names its product WD domain-containing protein. Gene Ontology annotation, cellular component: Set1C/COMPASS complex. The coding region runs from base 1 to 1431 and encodes 476 amino acids. Gene Ontology annotation, molecular function: protein binding. The record is from RefSeq and is a predicted model, not a curated record. NCBI's taxonomy places the organism in Eukaryota, Fungi, Ascomycota, Sordariomycetes, Glomerellales, Glomerellaceae. The transcript is spliced from 2 exons.